Messenger RNA from Phymastichus coffea, 4068 nucleotides. Its product is annotated as kinesin-like protein KIF20B. The transcript is spliced from 5 exons. Bases 1 to 4068 code for a protein of 1355 amino acids. Gene Ontology annotation, biological process: microtubule-based movement. Gene Ontology annotation, cellular component: kinesin complex; microtubule. Gene Ontology annotation, molecular function: microtubule binding; ATP hydrolysis activity; ATP binding. The record is from RefSeq and is a predicted model, not a curated record. Lineage: Eukaryota; Metazoa; Arthropoda; Insecta; Hymenoptera; Eulophidae.
AUGUCCAGGCACGAGGGCCAGCGGGAGGCCGACUGCUGCAGGGCGCACCCGGAAAAGCCAGCCUCCGCGGAAUCGUCGACGGCAGCGGCACCCUCGUCCAAGACCAAAGUCGUGCUAAGAAUCCGACCGGCGAGUCCGCCGGACGAGAAUAAAACUCAGCCGGACAUCUACGUAGUGGACAGUCCAGUGAGUUUACUCGUGAGGCGGCUGACCGCGGACGACAGCGCGAGGCGGUCGAAGCCCAGCGAGAGCGUGGCCUUCAAAAAAUUCUCGUUCGACCGAAUUUUCGAGCCGCAAGUGGACCAGGCGCGGCUGUUCGGCGAGGCGGUCGAGCCUCGGCUCGCUGGCUUCCUGCACGACAACGAAAACUGCAGCGUCGUGAGUUAUGGCUCGGUCGACGCCGGCAAAACGUACACGCUGUUCGGGCCGAGCAGCGACCCCGGAAUCGUGCCGAGGAGCAUAGCCUGCGUUUUCUCUUCGAUCGACUGCGCCGCGAGGCCUCGGUACAAGCCGCAGCAGCAUUCUCAAGGCGUGGUCAGGCUGGACGAGGCCGGCCGAGACGCCGAACGCGACGCGCGGCAGAGGCUCGUGUCCUGCCGAGCGGCGGCCGACGGACCAGGCCCCGACGAGUGGUGGUGCGCUGCCCUGCAAGACUGCCCGUGGGGCCGCGACCGCGAGCCCGCCAAAGGGCGCGUGUGCUCGCUAUGGAUAUCUUUCAUAGAAAUAUACAACGACGCCGUUUACGACCUGUUGGAAGUCGACGAGGACGGCAAAAACAUGCCAUUAAAGUUAUCAACCGACAAGCAUGGCUUGACUUACGUUCAAGGGAUGCGAAGUGUCUGCGCUACAACUGGUUUAGAAGCUUAUGGAAUUUUGAAUGCAGGCCAAACGAGGCUUAGUACAGUUUCAGCAUCCAAUUACAAAAGUUCAAGGUCUCAUUCAAUUUUCACAAUGAGAUUACUCAAGUACGAGAAAGAUUCUACUCCAGCUGCAGUCCAGACGAGUACCAUUUCAUUUUACGAUCUUGCCGGCACUGGCAAAUUGCCGAAAUCCGCGAGCAGCGACAAGCAAUUGAAGGAGUCCCGAAGCAUCAGUACAAGUUUGUUGGCCUUUGGCAGGUGCCUCAAGGCCUUAGCUGAGGGCCACUCCCGGCAAAGUACCGGUCCAUUCCGAGACUCGAAGCUGACAAGACUGUUUGAGCAUUCGCUGCGCAAAGAAAACCUUAUCAUUCUCAUCAAUCUAAACCCCAGUUUUGAGCUUUUUGCCGAGACGCAGAAUGCCCUGAACUUUGCAUUGACAGCAGUAAAACUUACUACGGAGUUUGCGAAAGAAGACAAAAGAUUGUUGGAUUAUCAGUCACCGGUUUCGAGCCCGAAACUUCAACGGAUGCCCUCGCCAAUUCCCACCCAAACUCUCAGCGAUCAAGAAAUUAACGAGAUUCUCACGAAGAACAAGCAGCUGCUCGAUCAAAUAAAGCAGUUGAAGUCUGCUGAGUUGACUCGAGAGUAUAAGCUGCGACAGGAUCUAGCCGACUUUUAUACCAAGCAGCUCACUGAUCUGGAGGACAUUUGGAAGAAUCGAAUGUCACUGGCCGAGGAACAGAAGGAGUAUUUGCUGAAAUUGUCGGUAGACAGACUGGACAGUCGUUACAAAUCGCGGCUCGGUGAGCAGCUCGAUCGUAGAGGCAAAACGAGCGAUAACCUAUCGAUCGAAAAACUCAACGAAGACAGCGCCAAAGUGUCAAAACUCGAAGAGUUGCUCGAGUCUGCGAAAGAGGAGAACGAACAGUACGCUAUCGAGGUAUCCUGGUUGAAGGCUCAUUUCAAACGAAUAGCUGACUUUAUCGGGUGCACUAAGAAAUAUGACGAUGACUUGCCUGUCGACGAGCUCUCAACGACGAAUUUUCAAUACCUCAACAACGACACAAUUUCGCACGUUCAAAGUAUCGUAGACUUCGUGCGAGCCUCUUGCGCGAACGAGCAGGCCGAUAAGACGGUACAGUGCGACUUGGACGCCACGCUAUUAGACCAGUACUCUAAGAGCAUCGAGGCGUUAUUCCAUUCGAACGAUAUCAGCCUGGCCGCGAUAACUGAUUCGUCGGGCUUAUCCAACGAGCGCUUGGACAAAAACGCACAGAGUCAGGGGGAUCCGCGUGCAGGAGGACUAGUCGAGCGUCUAUCUCGAAUCGAACAGUGUGUCGCGGAUUGUUUGUCCCAUCGGAGAGCUCUUGAAGUGGAAAAUCACGCGAAAGAGGAGCAGUUGAGAGUUUUGCGGAGAACCACCGAACAGCAAGAUAUUGAUCUUUUGCGCGCGAGACAGCAACACUCGGAGUCUGAGUCUGCUCGUUUGCUCUUAUUACGAAAGUGCGAAAGUCUUGAAAUGGCUUCGAAAUCGAGAGAAUUUUUCAAAAAUCCGGACUUCGAUGCCGACGAUCCGGAAAACUCGUUGUCCUGCUCUUUUCAUCAAGAGGUAGUCUCGUUGAAAGAAACCGACGACACUUAUCUGACAAGUGUACCGGACUCGAGUUCGCUCAACAAUGAAAGCAACGCCACGAGAUCCCGCUCGGACGCUAGUAAAGAUGAUUCAGGAAUUGCAUUUAGCUUGGAUUCGGUCGUUGGCGUACGUAGACAGCAAAAAUAUUGCCAAACUGACGGACAAUGGAACGAAGAUCAGCACGAAAUUUUGCAAAGCAAGUUGAUGCAACUGAAUCUCGAUUAUAAUCGAAUGGAAGCUCAACGCACGCAAGGCUCUAAGCGAAUAACGGAAUUGUCUUUGGAGCUCGAACGUAUUAGGGAAGCGAUGCUGCAGCUAAAAGCGGACACAACUAAGAAAGAUCGAACUAUUAGCGAGUGUCAGACGAAUCUUCGCGAUAGUAAAGCAGAAAUAGAUCGCUUGAACGAGGAGAAAAGACAGCUGGAAAAUCAGUUGAAUGAAUUGCGGAAUAAUUUACUAGCGGUGAGCAAGGAUUACGAAAGAAAGCUCGACGAUUCACAGCUUAAAGUGAGAGCGUACGAGGCAGGAGAAUGCAGAUACUUGAAAGACUAUUGGGAAAAAUCUGUGAAUUUAGGUUUCGAAUUAUCGAUGGCGUAUUCGGAAUUGGAAAAAUUUUCAUUGAGGUGUUACAAAGAACACGUCUUGAAGAUACACAAGUUGGAGGAAGAGCUCAGCGAAAAAACAGUUAGCUUGGCCAAGUUGAACGAACAAAUGAGAGCUUACGAAAGGGACUUGGCACAGACGAUUGCACUGUCCGGAAAAGUUGACGAGUGCGAAAGUGUACUGAACCAGCUACAGAGGCAUAAGGUUAACGUGGACAGCAUGAUCGCGGACAGGACAGAAGCUCAGCUGAUUAUUCGCGAUCAAUUGGAUUAUCUAACGCAGAGAAUUGGCGAACGAGACGAUCAAGUUUCGUGGUUGAAAUGGCAACUCAAGGCGAUAAUCAAAGCAAACUCGUCGAAUAGCCUACAAGCGAAUAUAUUAGGUAGGCAAGUGACCAAACUGAUAGAAAAACUGACCGCGAUGAGAGAAGACAUUGCUGAGUCGGAAACGGCAAGAACGGACCUCGAGAGAAAGUCAGCGAAAGAAAUCGAUAAUCUUCGCGCUCGCUUGACAAUUUUCGAAGGGAACGUCAAUCUGCUCAGUCUUAUUCGUAACUCCGACGAAAGCACGCAGUGCGAGAUAGAUAAGCUGAAACUGAAAGUUUUGGAAAAAGAGAAGGAGCUGGAAUUUUUUAAGAAAAACCGAAACGCGACCAUUCGGAGAUACGAAUGUUUAGUCAAGCAGCUGCAACAAUCGUUGAAAAUGAACGAGCAUUCGGGCAGGCCGAAGAAGAUGUUCUUCAACCAAAGUUACCGUUCGAACGUGUCGAAAGACACGACAUGCUGGUGCGUCCGUGGCGCUGAUUCGCAGAGAUACGACUGGCAAGAGGUGAGGGAUCAAACCAAAUCAGUUGUACAUUUGUCGCGCAAAGAUGUCGAAACGAAGAGCAACGGCAGUUUUGAAAGUCGCAUCGAGGAGGGCCGUUGUGGAGCAACGACUUGUUCCGGCCAAGAAGUUGAAGGCCGAAUUUGA